AUGCAUGACUUAGCGUUUUCAUACAUAUUUUCAUAUAAGAUCCGUAUAUUGUUAAGAAUAACUUUUCCCCAAAAAACAUCUCUCCAAAUAAUUUCGAAGUGUGUAUUUAUAAAACAAUAUUGAAUUUAUAAAGAAAAAGUUAAGGUAGCAAUUUCAUUACCAAAAAUGAAGUUACCACUGUAUAUCUAAACGUAUAUUAAAAAAUCAUAAUAGUAAUGCUUGUUUUUCAGUACCAAUUGUGGCUGCAUGUAUCGCUGCUUUCAUCUGCUCGGCAGGUUUUGUAAUACUUAUCGUUAUAAUUUGCAGAAGGCAUCGGUCUUUUAAAGAAAAAAGAAACAAUCAAUCAAAUGAAGUCACAAUGUCUGACUUAGACCCUAACACAGGACAAAGUGAGUGUGAUACUAACACUUACGAAAUACCUGACCAAAAUGUUUAUGAAGGUCUAGAAAGGCAAGACAAUGUUUCAUCGAGUGAAAUGUACCAGCAUCUGUAUACAGAAACUAAGAAUCCAGAUUGCGAAAGGCAUCGGUCUGUUAAAGAAAAAAUAAACAAUCAAUCUAAUGAGGUCGCAGUGUCUGACUUAGAACCGAACACAGAACAAACCGAGUAUGAUACUAACACUUAUGAAAUACCUGACCAAAAUGUUUAUGAAGGUCUAGAUAGGCAAGACAAUGCUAAAUCGGAUGAAACGUACCAGCAUGUGUAUACAGAAACCCAAAAUCUAAAUUGCGAAAUCAAAACGCAAAACCUUAGUAACCAACAGUCGGACACAAACAUUUUGGAAAAAGAGCAUUACAAUACGCCUGAUAAGGAUAGUAUUUGUUACAGCAUACAUCGUGAGAACUCGUCAAAUGAAUAUGAAAGUUAUAAAGCUAACGCAACUGAUCAGAUGUACGAAACACUACAAAAAGACAACUGA
This is a messenger RNA of Ruditapes philippinarum (Manila clam), 919 nucleotides long. RefSeq lists its product as uncharacterized. Lineage: Eukaryota; Metazoa; Mollusca; Bivalvia; Venerida; Veneridae. The coding region runs from base 359 to 919 and encodes 186 amino acids. The record is from RefSeq and is a predicted model, not a curated record. The transcript has 4 exons.